Astyanax mexicanus (Mexican tetra) is the source of this 7545-nucleotide messenger RNA. RefSeq names its product synaptotagmin VIb (gene syt6b). Gene Ontology annotation, cellular component: membrane. The transcript has 7 exons. Gene Ontology annotation, molecular function: calcium-dependent phospholipid binding; phosphatidylserine binding; clathrin binding. The record is from RefSeq and is a predicted model, not a curated record. Gene Ontology annotation, biological process: cellular response to calcium ion; regulation of calcium ion-dependent exocytosis; calcium-ion regulated exocytosis. NCBI's taxonomy places the organism in Eukaryota, Metazoa, Chordata, Actinopteri, Characiformes, Acestrorhamphidae. The coding region runs from base 1 to 1626 and encodes 541 amino acids.
AUGCGAGUCGCUGCCCCUCCUGAGGAGCCCGACGUGUUCUGUGAGAAGGCUGUGGCCCUCAUUGUUGACCUCUGCCUGGACGACAGCCCUCUGCUGGACGCCGACACAUGCCAGGACUUCCUAGUGCUGCUGACCAACCCUAGCCAUGACCUCUCCAGCUCAGACAUUUCUUUUAGUGUCCUGCUCUUGGUGUUUGUGCUGGGCGGCCUGGCCCUGCUGGGUGUCAUCAGCCUCGCCACCUGGAAGCUGUGCUGGGUGCCCUGGCGCAGCGAAGCCCUCUCGUCCAGCGCCACCGCCCUCACCCCCGCCCGCCCCGACCGUGAGCUGAGUAGCGACGUUGACCGAGACUAUUACUCAACCCAGGCAGACAUCAUGGCGGCAGACAAGCUGAAGGAUCCCGAAAACUUCCUGGAGGCCGCGGUGAAAAUCAGUCACACGUCUCCAGACAUCCCGGCAGAUGUACAGCUUUCCAUGAAGGACCACCUGCUGAGACGGACGCGCAUAUCCCGACAGACCACCGAGCCCGCCUCCUCCAACAGGCACAGUUCUUUCAAGAAGCAUCUACCCAGGCAGAUGCACCAUGUGACCAGUGUGGACCGAGGGAGCGAUUUCCUGGAUGUGGACGACCACCCCACCUGCACCGCCGCCGCUCUCGGACGAAUACAGCCUGAACUGUACAAACAAAGCACGCAGGAGGCUGAGGAAUCGUCCAAGAACGAAACGGCCUGCGGCAAAAUCAACUUCUCACUCAAGUACGAUUACGAGGGCGAACAGCUUCUCGUCACCAUCCUCAAGGCUCUGGACCUGCCUGCCAAGGACUUAUGCGGCAGCUCGGACCCCUACGUCAAGAUCUACCUGCUGCCAGACCGCAAAUGCAAGUUCCAGACCCGCGUGCACCGCAAGACCCUCAACCCCACGUUUGAUGAAAUGUUCCAGUUCCCCGUUCCCUACGAGCAGCUCCCGGCCAGGAAGCUGCACCUCAGCGUCUUCGACUUCGAUCGCUUCUCACGGCACGACAUGAUUGGCGAGGUGAUACUGGAUAACCUGUUUGAAUCGUCCGACCUCUCACGGGAGACUUCCAUCUGGAGAGACAUUCAGUACGCCACCAGUGAAAGUGUGGACCUGGGGGAGAUCAUGUUCUCGCUCUGCUACCUCCCCACUGCGGGACGCCUCACCAUGACGGUCAUCAAAUGCAGGAAUCUCAAAGCCAUGGACAUCACGGGUUACUCAGAUCCGUACGUGAAAGUGUCGCUGAUCUGCGAUGGAAAACGGCUGAAGAAAAAGAAGACGACGAUAAAGAAGAACACCCUGAACCCCACCUACAACGAAGCCAUCAUCUUCGACAUUCCUCCAGAAAACAUGGAGCAAGUCAGCUUACACAUAUCCGUCAUGGAUUACGAUCUAGUGGGACACAAUGAGGUCAUAGGUGUGAAUCGUGUGGGCAGCCAUGCCGAGGGGCUUGGAAGAGACCACUGGAACGAGAUGCUGGCUUACCCGCGGAAACCCAUCGCUCACUGGCACCCUCUCCUAGAGCCAAAGAAGUCUGAAAAAGAGUGGAAGACCCGCACAGCAAGUUUCGACAGUCAGGGGUCCUGUCCGUCCCCUCGACUCCCCUCCAGCCCGUAGGGGGCGGGGCCUGAAGCACACGCCUCUCUCUAAGGCUUCUCAAAAGCCAAAAAGAUCUACCAGGAGCUGUGGUAAGAUUCACACAUCCUGAGACGACCUGGCACAACGUCUGUCUGUGUGGACACUGGCAUAAGGUACAGACGGACAGAAGGCGGAGUCAAAUCCUAUUGUGUGUUUGAGCCUAGACAAGCUUCUAAUGGGAGGGGGGGAUUAUUUAUAUAUUUAUUUCAUUAUUGAUGUAUUUAUUUUUUAUUUAUGUCAAUUCCUUCCCCAUUUGUCAUAUUCAUGAGCAAGUCCAGAGGGUUAUGCUAAUAACCAUGGAUUUCAUUGCUCUAAAAAGGCAAUUAAUAAUAAAAAUAUUUAUGUAUUAAAUUACAGUGUUACUUAUGUUUGCCAUGGUAGUGUAAAGAUAUAGAUCAUAAAAAAACAGUGUUUUCUUCUGAUUGGUUUAGGAAUUUCUAUGUUUUUGUUUGUUUGUUUAUUUGUUUAUAGACUGGCUUAUAGAGGACAGUAUAUAUUGAAUAUACUCUGAGAUGCACAUUCAAGUUAGUUUGAACUAAUUCAGGAACCAUCUUCUGCGCUGUUGUGAUCCUGUUUGCCACCCAGCAGGGUUUAAAGCUAAAUGCCAAGAGAUGAAAAACUAUAUUGCUUAAAUAGUUCCUGAAUGGCUGUUUACAAAUAAACAAUAAUCUGAAUUAUAUUGAUUUACUGUGUUUAAAAGCCUUUCAGAAUAAUGUAGCUUUCUUGUGAAAUUUCCUCACAAUUCUCAAAAAUCUGAAUAUUCUUUAAUAUUUUGAUAUAAGCAUAAGUUAAAAAGUUAUAUAUUUUUCCUCUUAAAUGAUAAAAAAAAGUUUUCUCUGUUUGUCCUAAUUUUCCCAUUUUCCACCAUUUCCAGUAUUGCUGGUUAUGAAACACUCCAGGCUUGUGUAAAUUAUGUAAACCCCAAUGACGAUACAAUUAGAAGUAGAUUAUUUUUGAUAUAUUUCUGUUGACAUGACUGUUCUGUAUUUAUCAUGAGUUUAAUUAGGUAUUAAAUAACCUGGUCAAGCAAGGAACCUUUUGAUUUGUUUAAUACUCACAAUGGCUGCUAGUUAUUUUGUAAGUCAUUAUUUUUUAUUUUUAACAUUUGCCGUACCAGUCAAACGUUUUUUGCUUUUUGUAGAUUAAUAUUGCCAAAAUAGAGUAAUUAAAAAGUAAUCCAAACUAUGAAGAAAAACAUAUUAAAUUAUUUAGUAUCUAAUUUAGAUGGCAGUUUUGCACAUCUUGGCUGGAUUUUCUCACUUUCAUGAGGUAGAGUCACCUGGAUUUUUUUUUCAGUUAACAGCUGUGCUGAACCUGUUAAGAGUUAAUUACUUAAUUUUGUAUCAGUUGUAAAGUUGUGAAGAGGUAGAGUUGGUAUAAAGUGAAUAGCUCUAUUUGAUUAAUGAUCUAAUCCAUAAUAUGGCAAGAGUUACUCAACUAAGUAAAGAAAACAAAUACUUUAAAAAUUGAAGGUCAGUCAACCUGAAACCUUUUAAGGACCUUGAAAAUUAUCCUCAAGUGCAGUCGCAAAGACCAUCAAAACUGUUAUGAAGAAACUGGCAUUCAUCAGGACUGCUACAGGAUAGGAAGACCAAAUGUUAUCUCUGUUGUACAAGAUAUGUUCAUCAGAGUUACCAGAACCCCAAAUAAGAGCUAAUUUUUUUACAUUUUGAGUAUUUUGGUUUGUUUAACACUUUUAAGAUACUAAAUUAUUCCUUAUGUGUUCCUUCAUAGUCUGGAUGACUCCAGUCUUUAUUUGCAAUGUAGGGAAAAAAAGCAAAAAAAAUAAUGAGAAGGUGUGUCCAAACCUUUGACUGCUACUGUAUAUUAGAUCAGUUUUAUAAUAUACAAUUUCCAAUUUAAUUGGCUAACAGAGCCAAUCCUUACACAGCCAGCUGCUGCAUAUGUGUCUGAAUCAAUGACUGUAGAAAAACAUGGGUGCCAUGGUUUCAUUCUCUUCUUUUCUACAGAAGAUGAAAUAAACCAAAGCUACUACACUCCAGUUUAAACUGGAACCAAACUGCUGCAGAGAGAGUCAGUAUUCAUUUGUGACGAUUAAAAGUAGAAAACAAUAUACAGAUUCUAUUUAGCACCCUGUUCAAGGCGUAUCACGAUGCCCAUUACUUAUUUUACACCCAGCAAACAGUGUAUUUUCACACAUUGUCUUUGCGCCAUUUAAAUAACGAAGGAGCUUACAUAUGUACAGGUGUAUCUCAAAAAAUUAAAAUAAUAUUUAAAAAGUUUCUUUAUUUCAGUAAUUCAGUUAAAAAAGUGAAACUUAUAUGUUAUAUAGAUGUAUUAAAUAGAUGUAUGCGUUUAUUUAUUUAUUUUAUUUAUGAAAACCAAAAAAUCAGUAUCUCAAAAAAUCUGAAUAUUAUAUAAGACCAAUUGGUACUGGCAGUCCUGCUGGAAAAUGAAAUCCACAUCUCCAUAAAAGUUGUCAGCAGAGGGAAGCAUGAAGUGCUCUAAGAUGCCAAAAAUAUCAAUUGGUCUUAUAUAAUAUAAAAAUUUUCUGAGACAAUAAAAAUAAAUAAACGCUUAAAAAUACAUCUAUAUAACAUAUGAGCUCUAUUAGAAAUAUGAGAAAUAAAGUAACUUUUCAAGUUUUAGUUUAUAAAUUAAAAAAUAUAAAAUAGAUAUUUUUUUACUUAAUAUAAGCAUAUACAGCUCUGACAAAAAAGAGACCACUUAAAAAAAAUUGAGUUUCUUUGAUUUAACCAAAUUGAAAACCUCUGGAAUAUAAUCAAGAGGAAGAUGCAUGGUCACAAGACAUCAAACCAAGCUGAACUGCUUAAAUUGUUGCACCAGGAGUGGCAUAAAUUAUCCAAAAGCAGUGUGUAAGACUGGUGGAGGAGAUCAUUCCAGAAAAACCAGGGUUAUUCCACCAAAUAUUGAUUUCUGAACUCUUAAAACUUUAUGAAUCUUUUCUUUUAUUUAAGGUCUGAAAGCUCUGCCUGUUUUUUGUUAUUUCAGCCAUUUCUCAUUUCCUGCAAAUAAAUGCUUUAAAUGACAAUAUUUUUAUUUGGAAUUUGGGAGAAAUGUUUUCAGUAGUUUAUAGAAUAAAACAACAACAUACAUUUUACACAAAAAACAUGUCUAUAAAUAGCAAAAUCAGAAAAACUGAUUCAAAAACUGAGGUGGUCGCUUAAUUUUUUCCAGAGCUGUAUAUCUAGUUUUUGCUAAUGGAUAUUUUGCAGUGUAUCAAUAAUACAGAGAUCAUACAGUCAACAGAAGCGCUAGACCUGAGACACAUUAUGCUGUUCAUGCUUAUAUACAGUCAUUGGUUUGAACCCUCUAUAUAAUUCUGUAUAAUGAAGAUCACAUGUUGUGAAGGCAGCCGCUGGCCGUCCUGUUCGGGACAGACAACAGUUCUCCGUCACUUCGUCCUCUGUAGUUCUACAUAAUGAAGUAAACUGACACUGGCAGGGACGAUUAUAAUUUCACCACAUAGUAAUCAGAGGUUUUUCUCAGCUCUGUUCUAGACUGUUCCAUCUGACAGAACGUUUGGUAGCUUUAUUGUCCACGGCCUAAAGCCACAAUCAGGAGCUGCAGUAAACACGUCCAUGGCUGUGAAUUUAUGGGAAAAUACACAGUAAACACAUACGCCUCACAUAUUUCAGUGACAGCAGCUCUGUAGCAUUAUCCUCGUUUAAAAAUCUCUCUCUCUUUCUCUCCAAAUGCUGCUCUAGUUCCAGCCUGGGCCUUUAGAGCUCUGGGAAUACUGCUCUACAAUCAUGAAAAUUUAACAAAGAGUUAAAACAACACAGUGUUGCUUACAUUUACUUUGUGGUUUUUUUUAUUGCAGACUUUAUGAGUGCAUGAUAUUUCAGGUUUUAUCUGCUCAAAUUAAUUCAGUUUAUUAAUAUACAUCAAUUUCUGCAUUUCAGACCUGCAACACAUUACAAAAAAAACAUUAGGACAGGAAGGCCCAAUGCCAUUUUACUCCUCGUCCCUACCACUUAGCCCUACCCCUCUGUUUUGCUUGUGAUCACCUAGGGGUAGGGUGUCCUGAUUCUUGUUAGGCUGGAGGGUUAGGGGGAGUGUUACGGCUGCAUGACCCUUCAAACUGAGAUUUUUCAGAGGCACACGCAAAACAGAGGGCUAUGAGAAUCACUGGUAAGAUGGCACAAGCAAAAAAAAAACACAUUUGAGAAUUUUCCUUGAUAAAAGUUACAAUAAUCACUAUAUUACCAUAGAAUAAUGUGUAGUUUUAAGAGGUUUUUUUUGUAACAAGCAUAAACAAUUGCUAAUAUUUUGUCUCAGUAGCUAGCAGUAGUGUCUCAGUAGCUAACUUCCCCGUUCCACCUUAAAGCUCCACUAGGUAGGAUUGAGAUUUUGUGCUUGUGGGCUCCCCCUACAGUUGUAGAGUGUAAUAAAUGUUUCAGGCGGAUUAGUUUCUCUUUCUCGUUUUCUGGCUUUCACAGACAUAUUCGGUCUCUUUCCAGCUUCUGCCAGAGUGUCUGUAUGUUUUUAAAGAAUUAACCAGUAGUCCUUGUAGAACUGUUAGAACUAAAGGUCGGAAAGCAGGUCGCAGUUCUCGCGAGCGUUGGUUGCGGCCGCCUCCUUACAGAGUCUGGUUUGAGCUCAGAGGAGCUCCGGCACAGACACGAGAGACACUGCUAUUCCUCCUAUUACACCUCAAUGCAGCGCUGCAGUGAGUUUCAAGCUGUAAUAGUACUCCUUUAAAAAGAUCAAAAAUCAAGGAAAUCCUACCUAGUGCUGUUUUAAAUGAUGCAAUAAAAAGGCCUGCAGCAUUUAAGGUGGAAUGGAAAAAUAAAAGUUAAUAAAAGCUCAUUUCAGCUCUGCAUCACAAAGGAAUUAAGGAAUGCACAGUAAUAAUUAAUUACAGCACCACCUGACCCUUUUCUGAAGACAUGUGAUGCUCUAGAGUUAAUUAGCUAAUCAGCAGCAGCUAGGUUGCUGAACUUUAUCACUCCACUGCUAUAGCUGUAUCUAUAUCUGUUUUUUAUAGGCUUGUCCCAAAUUCGUAGGGAGAAGAUUUCACCCCUUUCCCUUUGUAACUCUGUUUCGAGUGGAAGGGUUACACUUCAAAACAGAGAAUGGUCCUCUUUGCGACCAUUUCUUUUUUUUUCAAGAAAGAUCUGGAAUACUGAUUCGUUCAACAACAAUACACUAUAUUAGUCCAUCGCAGGUGCCUUCAGAAGUCAAUGCUGCUUCUGGACAUGGUUAAUAUAAGACUUCUGUUUUAAUAUCACAAAUUGUUUAAAGAUAUUUUUUGCUGUAGGAGAGAUAUGAAAAUUGCUUCCAGUCGUUCUUUGAGAAACAUUGUUUUUAAACAUUUCCAUAUUUUUCUCACGCAUUUGUUACAAACUGGAGAUCUGCUGUUCAUCUUUGCCCCUAAAGCCUCAUCAUAGAUGAUGUGUACCAAAUUAUGAUCCUAAUCACAUGUUUAAAAAAUAAAAGAGCAUUUUGAAACGUGUUGCAGGUCUAAACUGCGGGAAUUGAUGUUUAAUCAAAAAUUAAAUAAAGUUGAGCAGACAAAACAUCUUGGAAAUAUCUUGAGUUCAUGCUGUCUGCAAUUAAAAUAAAAGUAAGUAAAAGGAAAUGUAAGAAAUACUACACUGUUUUUUUUUUUUUUUGAUUUGCAUUUUCCGUGCUUCACACUUUUUCUGAUUUUUCUGUGUUGUUUAUUCAUCAGAUAAUAUUAUAUCAUGUGUUUUGUUAGUUGCUUUGGCAGGAAAACACCUUGCUUUAGAAACCCUAGUGAGUUUUUAAAUCAAAGACCUAAUGUACUUCCAUUUUUCCAAGUGGCAACAAGAACCUUUUCACUUUUAUAUUGAGAAUUUGUAUUUGUAAUGUAAAGUUAUGACGUUAUUUGUUUCAGAGCACCCCUUGUAUUUCAGAUGUGUGAUUAAAGUUGUUGGUUCUAACAUACAA